CCUGGGAAGUGACAUCUCAUCGACUCCAGUGUGACAGAAAAUUCCCACUUUCCGAGUUUGUUCUCGUCGUGAGCUGAGAUUUCCCACAGCUCCUGAAGGCAGCAGGAUGCGUCCGGUCAGCUCGCGCCGCAGCCGUUAGUUUAGUAGUAAAGAACCAUGUAAAGAUGGCGGAGCUACAGAUGCUGCUGGAGGAAGAAAUUCCUGCGGGACGGAGAGCGUUACUGGACAGCUUCACCAACCUGGAGAGAGUGGCGGAAUACUGCGAAAGCAACUAUGUCCAGUCUGCAGACAAGCAGCGAGCGCUGGAGGAGACCAAGAGUUACACCACCCAGUCUCUGGCCAGCGUCGCCUACCUCAUCAACACGUUGGCCAACAACGUGCUGCAGAUGCUGGACAUCCAGGCCUCGCAGCUCCGCCGCAUGGAGAGCUCCGUCAACCACAUUUCACAGACCGUCGACAUUCACAAAGAGAAGGUGGCGAGGCGGGAGAUCGGCAUCUUGACCACCAACAAGAACACGUCCCGCUCGCAUAAAAUCGUCGCUCCGGCCAAUCCGGAGAGACCGGUGCGCUACAUCAGGAAGCCCAUCGACUACAGCGUGUUGGACGACAUUGGACAUGGAGUCAAGUGGUUGUUGAGGUUCAAGGUGAACGGCCAGCAGAACAUGAAACUAGGAGGCGGUCUGUCCCGGUCCAACCCCCCCACCCAGAAACCGCCCAGCCCUCCGAGGGCAGGCAAGGGCAUCUUAGGGAAGAACUCCCCCUACAGAACCCUGGAGCCAGUGCGCCCCCCAGUGGUGCCCAAUGAUUAUGUCUCCAGCCCCACCAGAAACAAUAUGGCCGCCGGGCAACUUCCCAGUCCGGCCCGCACCGCCACCCUCAACCAUCGACCCCGAACAUACAGUGGGAGCAGUGGAGGCAGUCACCCCAGCAGCAGCAGUCGGAGCAGCAGCAGGGAAAACAGCGGCAGCGGCUGUGUGGGAGUUCCCAUCGCCGUGCCGACACCCUCCCCACCCUCCACCUUCCCAGUUUCCCCGACUACUGGACCAGCAAGCUCCUCCUCUACCGCUCCUAACUCCUCCCCCUCCCCCUCCCCGACUCCUUCCUCCUUCUCCUCCUCUUCCUCCACAACAACCUUAACACAACCCAACGCAUCCUUGCCACCAAACUCACCCGCACAUCCUACUGACUCCACUCCUCAAUCAAACUUACAAUCAAACGCACCCGCCAACGCUUCCCCACCCUCUAACCCCGCCCCCGGCACAUCCGAGCUCCAAUCCGGUGUUUUUCCCGGAGAAGUGUCUCCCCUCCUUCCUCCUGCUCCUCCUCCUCCUCUCUCCUCCUCCUCCUCCUCCUCUUCACCUGCUGAAGGUCCUAUUGUCCCUCAGUUCUACAGCAUGAACCGACCUCAGCCACGACAGCAGGCUCCACAGGUGGGGGGGUCACUGCCGUAUCGCCGCCCCCCCUCCGUUACCGGUCAGCCAAUCGUAACACAGAACCAGGUCAACGGUGGUCCGUACUACAACCAGAGCCCAGCCUCCCCACCUCCCCCCUCCCUCCUCCAGUUCACCCCUCAGCUUCCUCUGAUGGGUUUUGUUGCUCGAGUUCAGGAGUCCAUUUCAGACGCCCCUCCUCCCCCUCACCCUGCCGCUGAUGAGAGCCAAUCAGGGCCUGAGGAGCCCCCGCCUACUCCUCAGCCAUUGGAGGAUGGACAUGAAGAGGAGGACUCAGCAGUGAUGGAGUACAGCGACCCGUACGCUGAAGAAGACCCGCCGUGGGCCCCCAGAAGCUACCUGGAGAAAGUGGUGGCCAUCUACGACUACACCGCCGACAAAGAGGACGAGCUGUCGUUCCAGGAAGGAGCGAUCAUCUACGUCAUCAAGAAGAACGAGGACGGCUGGUAUGAAGGAGUGAUGAACGCCACCACCGGCCUCUUCCCCGGGAACUACGUGGAGUCCAUCAUGCACUACGCUGACUGAGGAAGAAGAAGAAGAAGAAGAGUGUUUGUCUUGUUUGUUGAGUCGCUCCUCUGUCGUCUCUCAGCUGCAGUUCAACGUCUUGGAUCUGAACUAAAAAGGGAAAAACUGACUCGUUCCUACACAAACCAAUCACAAGCAAAUCAGAGCCUGUGAACAAAAAUCAUUGGUUCACUAAUAUUUUAUUGUGAGUAUGUGACAGAAUGUGAUUCCAGCUGAUCCCUCUCUGUCUACCCACAGUUCUUUGCUGGUUCAGAUUAUGUUUUAAAAUAAUGAAUCUGCAGUUCUCUUGUUAGAAGAAGACUGAGGCAUUUCCAGGCGUCUUAAUGUUAUUUGGUGAGAGUUUGGUGUGAAGGUGGCGAACAGCUCUAUGAUGGAAAGUUAAAAAAGAACAUAGAGAUGUGUUUUUAAAUUUAGUUUUCUUAUGAUCCGAAGAAAUUCAUUUUCCUUGAACUCACUGAAUAAUCAGUGUUAGCUGAACUCACAGACUUAUCAGCAUCUUCGUCCGUCCAGAAUAAUCGUCCAUAAAUCGACUUUCACAGUCCCAGAGGAAACUGUGACGUGACACGUCUUUGUGUCGAAUCCCAGAGUUUAAAAAGAGAUUUGAAGGAAACUGUAAAAACCACCUUUGCACAAAACACUGAGUCCAGAUAGAGAUAUCAUUAUUUCCCCUCCCCCCUCUUUUUUUUUCUUCCUUCCUUUCUGUUUGGCUUGAAACACUUUGAAUAUCCUGUCUUUGGCCUUUUUUUUUUGACUUGUGUUAUUAGUCAGUCAAGGAGAAAUCAUAUCGUCACUACUUAAUCACACAAAUACUUAAGUCUGGUUUACUGAUCAUUGAUCGUUAAAAAUGGUCGAUGAUUAUUUAAAGGAAACUAAUGACAAAAUGUUGGGAAGGGUAUUUCUGUUAUUUGUGGAUGAAAAUGGCUUUAAAGUUAUAUUCCUUGAAAUUUCAGUCCUGGUUGAUGUGGUGACACCUGUGGUUACCAUGGUAACAGUAGUGUGGUUAAGUUGAGCAGCUGAAUCUGUUUCCAGUGCAGCCAAACAAACUCAGCGAUCAUCACUUCCUCCUUCUGACUUCCUGCUGCGCACUCAGCCACACAACAGCAGGACACAGUCAAAGAGCUGGAGGUGUGCAGUCUGUGACUGCUUCAAAAUAAAAGCCCCCCUGUGUGUGUCCAGAUAAAGUCUUUUAAAGUGAAGCAGCAGCGGCAGGAAAUGUUGUUUACAUGAGCAGUAACUGAAUCCAGCUGUGAUCCAGCUGUAGGAGAGUGAAUAUCCAUCAGAUUAAACACUGGAUCACAGGUUGCAUCACUUCCUGUCGGUCCCACCUGCUGAGUCGGAUGAUCUGAGCGUCAGAAACAGGUUCAUGAAAACCUUAAGGAUGAUAACUUGAAGACUAAUGAGUGUGUGGUGUACAGUAGCCGUGUCCCAUCAGUGGCCCCAACAGCUGGAGGUCGACAGCUGGAUCCAUUAAUGAUGUGAUGGAGGUGAUGGAGUUGCAUCACUUCAAAGAGUGAGAAAACACUUUUUCUAACGCGAUGAAGGUCGAACACAAACAUUGUUGAUGCACAAUCUGCAUCAUUCUUAAUGAAUUUCUGAGAUAAUCUCAUAACAGUAUUAAUUGUUGUAGAGUUUUAGUACCAGAUACUAAGCUUUGUAAAUACACAGCCCCUCAAACGUCCAGAGGAGAGUCCAAUAUCUUAUUCCAAACUGCAGAUCGCUCUGUUUCCUCUUUUCUCCUCCUUUAAAAUAACUCCCUCCUCCUCCUCCUCCUCGUUCUCCUGCUCUUGUCUUAAUAAUAGAAGGGAUCACUCAGACUCUGUUCUGUGUCUCUUUAGGUUUCUGAGUAGUUUUCUGUUGUACUGUAGCAGCGCUGGAGUCUCUCUGCUGCAGCUUGUUCACUUUGGGAAUUAAAAGCCAUCGUGGCCAGUGGACGUCGAACCGAACUGACCACUACACCUUCACACCACAGGUCAGAGUUCAAACCAGUUGAUAUUCAGUGAAUUAGUAGGAAUAGUAGGAACUCCUCGUUCUUUCGUUCCCCUCCACCUUUCUUCAUCUUUUUUUGUCUUAUUAAAAUUAAGAAUCAAAAAGAGAUGCCGAGGAUUCUGGGAGAGGAAGUAGAGUCGAGAAAGACACCGAAGCUUUACAGAGAAAAGAGAGAAAACUACAAUAACACUCAAAGGUUUUGAAUUUGUAAACGAAGACGAAGCCGUCCUGCUGUGAUGGACAGUGUGUGUCUCUGCUGCCAUAACGUCACACAUCCUUCUCCGAUGUGGAAGCUGUGACUCGAGCCUGAGAAGUGCCUGGUAGUUUAGUUUCACCACGAGGACAGAAGUAAAAACAAACCCAAGUCCCACAGACGCAGCACAGCGACGGGAAACAGAUUCACCUGAACACUUCAGGUGAAUCUGUUUCUGAUUGAUUAAAGAUCAAUUAAGAUGUUUUUUUUCUCUCCAGUCUGAACUCAGACCAAAUGAUUUGAACCACAAAGAUGAAUUAUUACCUGCGUCUCUGCUGGUUUGGUCUCAAAUAUCUCAACAACUAUUGAUGGAUUGUGAUGAAAUUUUAGUUUGAGUGACAUUUUCAAUUUGCACGUUAAAACAUUUGCAAAAGUGCAAAAUUGAAAAGUUGAAAUGAUGCAAAAAAAAAUAAAGAAGUUUAAGAGUUGUUAUGUGAAUAAAACCCAAAGAUUGUGAGAAAAGAAAUUGACUGAUUAUUAAUAAAAAUGAUUAUUGCAGUUCAGCCAGAAUUAUUUUUCCUGAUGAAAAAGCUUCUCAAACACUAAAACUCCAGUGAAACCACAAACACUGAGGUUAACAUUACAACAGUUAACAUCAAGUUUAAUUAUAUGUGAUUAAAAUAUAAAGUAUUGAUCGAUUCAAACCAAACUUUAUCAGUAAACUGAACGAUUCAACACGAACUCUCAGGCUGGAUUUGAGCUUCUCCUCUGUGGGUUUUCCUGUAGUGACGCAGUGAAGUGGAGCUGGAGGUUUUGGACCUGUUGCCAGUUUUGAAGUUUACAGUGUGUUUGCCUGCAUGCCUGAUAUAUAACUGACAUUUUUAUUCACAGUGUUUUCAUAUUCUUUUUUUUUUUUUCUUUUUUUUUCUAUAGUUUCACCAACUUGCUUUAUUCUGUCUGAUCAGCUGGAGGCUGAGACGUUUCUGUCCAGUGCUUCUUUUGGUUGUAACGACCCUUUAAGAUGGAGGUGGAUCUUUUUGUGCCAUUUAUCAGUGUGUUGUGGCGUGAAUAGAGGUGCAUCUGUGUGUGUGUGUGUGCGUGCGUGCGUGCAUGCGUGCGUGUGUGUGUACCAGUGUUAACCAAACCUUCCCUUGUGGACUCUUGUUGACUGAAGUGACUGUGGACCUGAACCGUGUUUCCUUGUACAGUGUUAUUUAAGAGGCGUUUUACCUCAAACACCAGAGUGUGCCACACCAGUGACUUUAGAAAGAGCAGCGUUAAUGUAUUUUUUUAGUUAAGCUAGUGUGUAAUUUGAUUCAGACAUAAAGGUAGAGCCGGUGUGUGAGCUCUUUGAGAAAGACGUUUGUCCUGUUGACCAAAGAAAUAUGUUGAUUUAAGAGCGACGUCGAACAGCCUCGUCCACACCUGGCCACGCGCUCAGGAUCACAGAACCACAAAGCUCCACGCGGCUCCCGGAGAAACUGGGAUCAACGAGCGCAGCACGAGAGAUGUGGGCAGACAUCUAAACAUUUUGUGGCAUACUCUGGUUUUUGUUUUGCCUGCAAUAUCCCUUUAACCGCUGUGGACUGAGAGAGGAGGUGAUCUGUGAAAUGUUCCAGCCGGUUUCUCUGAGGAUGAUUUCUACCAGGAACCUGCUUCUGUUUUUCUCCCUGCAGACGACAAACCUUUAGGAUCACAGUUUAAAUCUGAAACCAGAUCUAGACAAGUUCACAAAUUACACAAAACAACAAUAUUUAUUGUUUGACCGUGUUUUCAGGGCUGGUUGUAUAAAACUUGCUCCUAAACUAGGACUCAAAAGCUAAAUACAAGAUGUUUCCCCUGAUAUUAAGGAUGUUAUUUAUAAAAGAAGGAUAUAGUAACUGUGGACGUCCUGUUAAGUGUUUGACCGUGAACCAAAUAUAUGUUUAAUUAUUCCUGUUUUUAGGAGGCCAGCCUAAAAAGAAAUGAAGCUUUUAAUUUUUUUGUUUUGGUUUCAUGACCUAAUUCAUAUCACACGUUUAGUUCAUGCUGAACCCGUGACGUCGUUUACUCUGCAGCGUGUCAUACGUACCGGCCCAGUCCUUUAUUUCCCUUCAGAUCGUCUGACUCUCAUUUUAAUCUGAUCGUCAUUCUGCAGCGGGUUCCUGGUAGAACAUGACAUCUGGAGAACCGUUCUGUUUUCCCAAGUGAACUGGACUGAAAGCACAUUGAUCUUUUGUAAGAAAGAAGAAAGGUGAAGUGACUGAGUAAAUGUUUUAACAGCC
This is a messenger RNA of Seriola aureovittata, 6419 nucleotides long. RefSeq names its product abl interactor 2-like. Gene Ontology annotation, cellular component: lamellipodium. NCBI's taxonomy places the organism in Eukaryota, Metazoa, Chordata, Actinopteri, Carangiformes, Carangidae. The record is from RefSeq and is a predicted model, not a curated record. The transcript is spliced from 12 exons. Bases 165 to 1976 code for a protein of 603 amino acids. Gene Ontology annotation, molecular function: SH3 domain binding.